Molecule: messenger RNA, 2328 nt
Organism: Anneissia japonica
Lineage: Eukaryota; Metazoa; Echinodermata; Crinoidea; Comatulida; Comatulidae
Product: FRAS1-related extracellular matrix protein 1-like
Exons: 2
Coding region: 154-2328 (724 amino acids)
Source: RefSeq, a predicted model, not a curated record
ACAUUUGUGGUGAAUAUCACAAUAAGAAAUGAUUCUUAUCAAAUCUUUCAACCUAAAAGUCAUUUAACAGUAUCAAAUUUUAAUGGCUUUUCCAAUUUAAUUGACUCAAGUGUAAUAGCUUUCAAUUAUUCCGAGUCUGUUGGGGCAUUUUGUAUGAUAAAUAUUCAAACUAUGACAAGUCAAUUACCUGCUUUUGGACAAUUGGUCAGCCAGCAGUCGGGAAAUACAAGAAGAAUUCGAACAUUGAGCGUUCCAUGUGAUGAUUUUAUUCAGCUUGGAAUACGGUAUGAACAUUUGAUUCCACCAACACCUAAUAUUGAUUUUAUUGCACUUACUGUGGAAGUUAGUGAGCCAAAUAGCAGUGAUGAACCAAUUGAAGAAACAUACUAUCUGCCUGUUGAUAUUGAGGCUGCAUUUCCAAACCAGCCUCCAACUGCAUUGCACAUGAGCAUGUAUGUAUUAGAAGUGGACCAAUUUAUUCUUACUACAAUUGCUCCAUCGAUUCUUUCUGCCAAGGAUGAUGAGACAGCCAAAGGUGAAUUAAUAUUUGAAGUUGUGAGUAAGAUUAACAUGAGUGAAGGCUAUAUAGUACAUCUCAACGACCAAUCACAGCCAAUCGUGUCAUUCAAGCAGUAUGAUGUACAGAUGUUGAACAUUGCCUACAAACCACCAAACACAAGUUCCUCCGAAAGAAGGAAUUUUGAAAUGAGUUUUAUCGUUUAUGAUAACUAUUUUGCUAAAAGUAAGUUGAUUAAUCUGAUGUUUUCUGUACGCAACUCUGUUACUGAUGCCCCAAGGAUCAUCAUUAACAAAGGUUUGUCUUUGCUAGAAGGGCAAUCUCGCAUCAUAUCCUCUGACCACCUUCAGAUUGUUGACAAUGAUAACAUUGACAGAGUGCGCAUUAAAGUGAUGGGUGGUUUGUUGCAUGGCAAGUUAUACAAAGGAGACAGUACAGUAGUGUUGUUCACUCCAACCGAUAUUUUAAAUGGUCUUAUAACAUACCAGCAUGAUGAUUCAGAUUCAGAAAGUGAUAGCAUAGAACUCCGUGUUAGUGAUAUAAGAAACAGCGUCCACGCCACUUUCCCAAUCAAUAUCUUACCUAAAGAUGAUACAGCACCUUAUCUGAUUCGUAAUGUGCAGUUCAGUGUGAAUGAGGGUGCAGUGUUAAGAAUUACAAAAGACCUUCUUCUGGCUUCAGAUGUCGAUUCUCCAAAUGACUUUAUUUUAUUUAAAAUUAUGGUUCCACCAUCUGCUGGAGAGAUCCUGAAAAAGUUUUCACCUGAAGCUUUUGGAUAUCCUGUGACUGAAUUUACUCAGAGAGAUUUGCAACAUGGCCGCAUUUAUUAUAGUCACCUUGGUGAAGAAAUCUUUGAAGACUUUUUUGAUAUUGUUCUCCUUGAUAACCAAAUUCCUCCAAACAUGUCUCCAAGGCAACUGGUUAUGGUAAUGAUUGAGCCAGUAGAUGAUCUGCCACCAUAUUUGGUGGUAGGCACUACUCUUGGAAUUUCUGUGUUUGAAACAGAAAUUGGUAUUAUAACUCAACAAAAUUUACGUUACACUGAUGCUGAAUCACCAGAUGAGGAACUCUUGUAUGUCAUCACAACACCACCGCAUUUUGCAGAUACAUACAGUCUGACAGAUGCUGGACGAAUAAUAUCAACAUCCGGAAUGGCAGUGCUAUCUAAAGAUCCUCAACAUGAAGUCAUCACAUCCUUCACACAAGAGGAGAUUGAUCACCUCAGGAUUGCAUACAUGCCACCAUUUAAAGAAAUUGGGCCACAUGCUCGGACUGUACAAUUUAUUUAUUCUGUUCAUGAUAAACAUGGUAAUUCUGUUCUUGGUCAAGUUUUUAAUAUAACAAUUCUUCCAGUUGAUAACCAAACACCUGAAAUCCUGUGUAAUGAUAUAAUGGUGAGAGAGGGUGACUCAACCAUUAUAACUCAUUUGAUGUUAGCAGUAACUGAUAUGGAUACAGAAUUGAGUAGUGUGAUUCUACGAGUGACAGCAACUCCACAUCAUGGCAGUCUACAAUUAAAAAAUGUGAACCUGGCCAGUGGGGAAACUUUUUCAAUGCAAGAUAUUAAGCAGCAAAGAUUAAGGUAUGUUCAUGAUGGCUCAGAAACUUUGAGGGAUUCCAUUACACUGACAGCAAAUGAUGGAAUCCACACUGCAACAAGAGAUCUUCUAGUGAUUAUUGCUCCAGUUAAUGAUGGAGUUCCUCAGAUUUUGCCUGGCCUCGUUAAGAAUCUCUCACUACCAGAGGGAGGGGAAAUAUCUCUUACAACUGAUGUAUUGGCAGCUACUGAUGUUGACACGCAUGUAUGCUGA